AGUCUCUCUAAUUCGUCGGAUUUUUUUUCUUGUAGUUGUACAUUAUUUUUUUUGGCCAUGGGAUCCAGUCGAACCGUUUGUUCUUAAAUAACGUAGGGAUUUUGAAUUUCCGUUGGAUUUAUAUAUUUUCCUUCAACACAACUUUUCGUGCCGAGCAUUUCGGCAACAAAUUUCCGGAAGUUUGCACCGUAAUCCCAAUGAAACGAACUCAACCCUCUUUUUUGCAUGCCAGAGAAAACAGCAUAGACCGCAGAAUGCGUCCCAGGCCAAACACGCGGGUCAAUCUAGAAGAAUUGAUGAUCAAUGACAGUGAAUGUUCUUCGAGAUCCUCCUCGUUUUCACGCAGUGAAUCACCGCUGUCACUGGAUCAUGAUAAAGCAGCAGCUGCAGAAACUAGCAAAGAUAAUGAAACAGUACGGGUUUUUCUUCGGCUGAGACCAUGCAUGAAAAGCAAUCCGUACAGUACUAAUGAAAAUGUGCUAGUUGUUAAAAAUAUAGAUGAAUACUCAACGGAAAGACAAUACACAUUUAGCGACAUUUUCAACGAUCAACUUUCUCAAGCAGAAGUUUAUAAUAGAUGCAUAAAGUCAGCCUUGAAAAAUAUCACUGGAGACAGAGGCGCAACUUUUUUAACUUAUGGUACUUCUGCAUCUGGAAAAACUUACACGUUACUAGGAAACAACAAUAAUCCUGGUAUCAUUCCACGAGCCAUCGAACAGAUUUAUAUAGAACAAGCGAAUAAUAUUUCCCCUCACCCAAGUCUUAGAAUAGAUAGAACAUCGGUCAAUUUUCUAGACGAUGACACUGUCUGUGAAGAGUUGAAAAAAUUAGAAACUAUGAAGAUGAUGUUGCAAAACACUGAAUCUAGCCAUAUGAAAAUGAAGUCUAGAAUCAAAAGAGAACAUUCGUUUCAGCCAAAAAUGGAUUCUGAUGUACGUGUAUUUAUAUGGGUAUCAUUUGUAGAAAUUUACAACGAAAAUGUGUACGAUCUGAUUGCUCCAGAUGUAAUGUUCACGAAACGAAAACCAAUGAAAGUAUUAUCAAAUGAAGGUAAUGCGUAUAUUAAAGAUCUAUCGUGUAUCUUUGCCGGUAGUAGUGAAGAUGCGCUGAGUAUUUUACAAUUUGGUUUGCAAAGUGCUACAUACGGGUCGACGGAUGUCAACAGCAACUCUAGCCGAUCUCAUAGUAUUUUCUCCAUAACUGUUAUAUCAUAUUCACUUGCUACUCAGCACAUUCAAUAUUCUGUAUAUAAAUUUUGUGAUCUCGCUGGAUCGGAACGAUUGAAAAAGACCGGCAACUUCGGUGACCGCUUGAAAGAAGCACAGAAAAUUAACACCUCUUUAUUAGUUUUGGGGCGCUGUUUAGAAACGGUUCACAAAAAUCAAAAAAGUAAAAAACUUGCUGACCUCGUACCAGUUCGUGAAUCAAAAUUGACAAUGCUAAUACAAUCGGCUCUCCUAGGAAAAGAGAAGCUAACCAUGAUUGUCAAUCUUUUUCCGACGGAUGAUUAUUACGAUGAGAAUUUGAAUGUGUUAAAUUUUUCUUCAAUUGCAAAACAAAUUGUCUUGCAGAAGAAGCCAACCCAAAAGAACAACAGAGCAACUCGUUAUUCUUUCUUCCUGGCGCAAGCAACUAGCAGUCCAUCAUCUCACAUUGAUGGUAAUCGUCUGAUGAUGGAAAACGAGAGGCUUAAACAAGAACUAUCACAGGAAGUUGCUAUUUAUCGUGAGCAGCUGAACGAAAAGGAUCUGGAAAUUCAAUUAUUGAAAAGAGAGCUUUUGAAACAGGAACUGCAACUACGCAAUGAAUUAACCGACGACUUUGAAUCAUACAGUGCUCAGCGUGAAGCAACAUUUAAAACGCGUUUGCAGCAAGCUCAAGAUGCCGCAGCCUUGCCGUACAAAUUGCAGAUUUCAAAUUUGAAUUCCAAAAUAGAGGAAUUAAAAACCGUUAUUGCAGAUAUGGAAUACGACGAAGAGGAAAACGAGAAGCAGCUUAAUGCCUAUAAAAAUGAACUGAAGAAAUAUCGUGAAAGAGAGCGUAAAACUAGGAGAAUGUCUCUUUGAUUCUGACAUCAAAGCGUAAUCGAGAAAGUUAAAAAAAGCAAAAAUACAACAAAAACUAUUGUUCUGGAAUCAAUUGUACAUAACUAUAUCACGUAAGUGUUGUGCAAGAAUUAAAUUCCAAUGAGAUGUUGCACAAUUUAACUUUCUUACCCGUCGUCAAACAAUUUCAUCAGCAAAAUAUUCUUACUCCCAUUUCUUUCACAUCCGCAGCCUUAGUCAGAUAUUUUGAUCUUGGAGUGAACAUUUAAACGUAAUGGUUUUUUAUCGUUGUAGCUUUGUAAAACUACAUGAUAUGCCGGCUUCAAAUACCGAGAAAGCAACAAGUGCCAAUGUCUAAUCUAAUAGCACGUGAAAGCGUGUUUGAUUUAUUCCUUGAAUUGGACAUGACAAAUGCCAGUUGCCAGUAAAGAGCAAUCACGUUAGUGAAUAUCCGCUAAUCAAUGUCACGUUUGCUACGAGCAACGUAAUUCAAUCAGAUAUAUUUUUUACAACAAAAUAACGACCUGAAAUUAUUGAAUGUAAUUUUUUUCGGUUCACAUUAUUAUGAAGCUAAGGUCUUUUUUUAUACGUUUUUCAGAGUGUAGUCCAGGACGGUGUAGCUACACCGAGAAAACGAAUUCGACAUUUAUUUAUUUACGUCAAUCAUAGUAGACUACAUCUUAAAACUAUUGCUAACAUCACAAAUAUAGUUAUCUAAUUAUAGUGUUCAUUUUUUUCUAAGAGCAUUUCGCGACAUCGUUAAAUCAAUAACUUCACAAUAUUUAUUAAAUAGACUCAUCGUACUAUUAACUGGCCCGGCCAUGGCAUAUUCUGUUCUAUAAGAAUUUAAUACAAAAAUUUUUCGUGUUCUUAAUGAGCGUGUAGGAGCAUAAAAGUUUAGUUUUACUAGCGAAUUUAUCGAACAUAUGCGUUGUGAAACUAAAUCGUUGACAAGAGUUACCGAAGCAAUUUCUCUUCUUUUUUCAAGUGUUUCUAUAUUAAUGAGCAUGCAACGCGAUUCAUAACAAGGGAGAGGAAAUGAGUUCCAACCUAGUUUUCUUAGUGCAUAUAACAAACACUGUUUUUGUACGGAUUCGAUUCUAUUGGAAUGGACGUCUUGAUAAGGCGACCAAACAACACUACAGUAUUCUAAAAUAGAUCUAACAUAUGUAACAAAAAGAGUUUUUAUAGUAUACGGGUCUACGAAAUGAUAACUGAACCUUUUUAUAAAACUCAGCAUACUGUUGGCUCUAUUGAUGAUCGUAAUGUACACUGAGAGAAAAGCACUUAAGAAUUUCAUAAGUUAUAACUUUAUGAACAUGCAUAAUUUUGAUUUCAUUAGACACUUAUGCAUUGCAUAUCAAGCUUAUACAUUUCAUAAGUAUACUUCAAGGAUUUUCAUAUGAACGUUAUGUCCCAUACGCGUAACUUAUGAUUUUCAUAAACGGCAAAAUAGUGAAAAUUCCAUAGUCAUAUCUUAUAAAAUCUGUAAAAUGGCAGACAAGAAUUGUUGAUUUGUGCACCGUCAGAUAAGUGUUAGAAGUUUUUGGAUAAAGCUGAGCUGAAAUUUGCACAGCUGGUGUCAUCUGGUGAAAAUUGGAGCAAAAAAGUGUAAGUACCUCUUUUCAAAUCCUAUAGGAUACCUAUACAUAGGUUUAUGGUAUACAAAAUGUCAUCUAUGUUUAUUCUAGCAACUAUUAAAUUUUGUGAUCGUUAAAAGAGACAACGCUGACGAC
This is a messenger RNA of Wyeomyia smithii (pitcher-plant mosquito), 3781 nucleotides long. RefSeq names its product kinesin-like protein subito (gene sub). NCBI's taxonomy places the organism in Eukaryota, Metazoa, Arthropoda, Insecta, Diptera, Culicidae. Gene Ontology annotation, biological process: microtubule-based movement. The coding region runs from base 198 to 2066 and encodes 622 amino acids. Gene Ontology annotation, cellular component: nucleus; microtubule; kinesin complex. The record is from RefSeq and is a predicted model, not a curated record. Gene Ontology annotation, molecular function: ATP hydrolysis activity; ATP binding; microtubule motor activity. The transcript has 4 exons.